UACACUAAUAACCGCGACAAAAACGAAGAACAUGUGAAACUUCCUACAUUCAUUGCCUUAACGAACCCACAACAAAACUGAAACUGAAUCCAAAACACUUGUUUUGUGUUCACUCCUUAACUCUUUACACACAAAGCCGAAAUAAUAUUUCUGGGUCAGUUUGGUUUCUUAGUAUUCAUUUGGAUCAUAAAUAAAAAUGGAGACCCCGGUUGAAGUUAAACCUACUCUUAUUGCGUCGGGGUUCUUAGAAGACUUGUCUGAGACUUGCAAGAUGGGUUCUCCAAAUGGAAGACCAAUGCAUAAAUCUGAUGAUGAAGUUCCUUUUGGCUCCGAAGUAGAUUUUCACUCGUCAGAAUCUAUACUGGUGGAUGUCCAUGGAUCACGUGCUGGAGAAUCUCAAAGUGCUCGUGGUAAAAUGUUGGGGGUUGCUAUUUACAGGAGCAUACAAAUUGUAGUUUUCUCUAACAGGCUCAACUUGCUUAUGCCUUUUGGGCCUCUUGCAAUUCUUGUACAGAAAUUGACUGGUCAUCAUGGAUGGGUCUUUGCUAUGAGUUUAUUGGGUAUUAUGCCUCUGGCGGAGCGUUUAGGUUAUGCUACAGAGCAGCUGGCAUUUUUCACUGGAGAUACUGUUGGGGGCCUUUUAAAUGCUACAUUUGGAAAUGCAACAGAAUUAAUCAUCUCAAUAUAUGCACUGAAAAGUGGAAUGACUCGGGUUGUCCAGCUCUCGUUGUUGGGUUCUAUUUUGUCGAAUAUGUUGCUGGUACUUGGAUGUGCAUUCUUAAGUGGUGGGAUUGUUUUUCAUAAGAAGGAACAAGUGUUUAACAAGGCAACUGCUGCUGUAAACUCAGGAUUAUUGCUGAUGGCAGUCAUGGGCAUACUUUUUCCUGCUGUUCUACACUACACACACACUGAGGUUCAUGUUGGGAAGUCAGAGUUAUUACUUUCAAGAUUCAGCAGCUGUGUCAUGCUUGUGGCCUAUGCUGCAUACCUAUUUUUUCAGUUAAAAGGUCAAAGAAGUCAUUACAUGUCUGUGAAUGAGCAAGAGGGUCAGAAUGGGAGCAAUUCAAAUGAUGAUGAAUCUCCAGAUAUUUCUAAGUGGGAAUCAAUAAUUUGGCUUUUGGUUAUGACUUCUUGGAUAUCAAUCUUGUCAGAAUAUUUGGUUGGCGCUUUAGAGGGAGCUUCCACUGCAUGGAAUAUUCCAGUGACAUUUAUUAGUGUAAUAUUGCUUCCACUAGUGGGGAAUGCAGCUGAACAUGCCAGUGCUAUAAUGUUUGCCAUGAAAGAUAAACUUGACAUUUCCUUAGGAGUAGCAAUAGGGUCAUCCACGCAGAUAUCUAUGUUUGUGAUACCAUUUUGUGUUGUUAUUGGCUGGAUAACGGGGCACCCUAUGGACUUAAACUUUCAACUUUUCGAGACUGCAGCACUAUUUCUAACUGUUAUAGUUGUAGCCUUCAUGUUACAGGAAGGAACUGCAAAUUACUUCAAAGGGCUAAUGCUUGUUCUUUGCUAUCUGAUAGUAGCAGCUAGCUUCUAUGUACAUGUAGAUUCCUCUCAAUAGGUUAAGAUUUUCCGAUUGAAAUUAACUUCCACAUUACCUUUUGUUUCUCUGGUAAAUUUAAUUUUCUGAAAUGUGGUUGUGAAUAUUGUUGUGUUUCCCUGAUGCAAAUGUGAGGAAUUACUUUGUUCUUGUUCUUAUACGUGCUAGAAUAUGGAGAAAUGUAAAUUUGAGAUGACAUGUUCAAUCGUUGCAAGUUCAUUAAAUUAUAGUACAAUUGGAGAAAUUCAGGGUACACACAUGAAUCUAAAGUGGUAUUAUCUUAGGUCUCACAUGCAUGUACAUGUGUGUACACAUGAAUUUUUUCAAUCAUUACAUUAUAUUGUUGAGAUGCCAUCAGUGAUCAUACCUGGAAAUUAUCUUGAAGAGCAUGCCAGCCACGAGUCUUUGUGGUAAAUUUGAGAGAUCUCUUUUCACUUUUGAGGCUCCACAAGCAUUACAAGAUAAUUCAAACAUGUUACAUUUUAAUGUAGUGGGUUCCAAGAACAACUUUAUGUAAAUUUUAUAAUGCCUAGCAUGUAUGAUAAUUGCAGCUCUACAAUAUGAUGGUUUGCAAUGGAACAAGGUAAUGUUGUCAUGGCCUAUGCAAAUAUUAACAAUGAUUGAAAAUCUGUUGUUAAGCAUGGAAUUCUGUGGCAAUUGCUCCUAAACUACUGUUUAGAUGUGAGUUGUUUGAAAGGUAAAUGUAGAAAAUUUCAUUCAAAUUGUAGUUCAGAAUUGCUUCUUUUGUUUCCUUAAAUUGGAGUCUUCAAUUUGUGUUCCUGUCCUUGACUUAACCGCUCAUUCAUUUCUGUCUUAUAAUUUUAAAAAUAAAUAAAUUAUAUUUCUAUU
Molecule: messenger RNA, 2386 nt
Organism: Abrus precatorius (Indian licorice)
Lineage: Eukaryota; Viridiplantae; Streptophyta; Magnoliopsida; Fabales; Fabaceae
Product: vacuolar cation/proton exchanger 5
Exons: 12
Coding region: 197-1558 (453 amino acids)
Biological process (GO): intracellular calcium ion homeostasis; calcium ion transmembrane transport
Cellular component (GO): plant-type vacuole membrane
Molecular function (GO): calcium:proton antiporter activity
Source: RefSeq, a predicted model, not a curated record